Molecule: messenger RNA, 300 nt
Organism: Lichtheimia ornata
Lineage: Eukaryota; Fungi; Mucoromycota; Mucoromycetes; Mucorales; Lichtheimiaceae
Exons: 2
Coding region: 1-300 (99 amino acids)
Source: RefSeq, a predicted model, not a curated record
AUGAAGCUGAAGCUGAACCUCUUGCUCAAGAGUUCGCUUGUGUUUGUUCUUUCGAUCCAUACGGUGGAGACCGCCGUCUAUGGCGUAUAUGGUACAGUAGAGCGAGAGAUGACCAAAACUUGUAUGCGCCUUGAAACCUCAUGCUCGACAUAUGAAGAUUGCGGGUAUCGCUCUGGUGAAGGCCGUUGCUGUUACCAAGGAUCAUGCUAUGCGGCAGUGUCGUUUUCAUUUUCCUCUUGGGAGUCUUCAUGUGGAAUCGAGAACAUGGACAGCAACUGCGAAAUAGGUUUAUCGUCAUAG